AUUGGAGUUCUUUUGUGUUUUCGAGAAGGGCAUGUUGGUAUCGUGGGGGACAUAGAAGGAAUGUUCCAUCAAGUAAAGGUUCGGGAUUACCUCAGGUUUGUAUAGUUUUCAAAAUCCGCAUGUGAUCAACCCCAAGUAUACCGCAUGACUGUACAUCUGUUUGGAGGGGUCUGGAGCCCAAGGUGCGCAAGCUUUGCCCUGAGACGAGCAGCAGAGGAUAACAGAUCCCACAGUGAAGCUGAUGUAGUUCAGACUUUUAUGUGGAGGAUUGUUUGAAGGCCCUUAUGAAAGAGAAAGAAGCGGUUGAUCACAUUCAGCACUUGGAGGAUUCAAACUACAUAAAUGGAUGAGUAACAACAGGGAGUUCUUCAGUCCAUCCCUGAGGAAAAGAGGUUGAAAAGCAUCAAAGGUGUUGAAUCUUUACCUGCAGAGAGAGCCCUUGGAGAACUCUGGGAUACUGAAAACAACGAGCUUGGCUUUAGGAUCGGAACAUGCCAUUCACAAGAAGAGGAUUGAUGAAUGUCAUUGCUUCCAUCUAUGACCCCUUGGGUUUUAUAAGCCACUACAUCUAACUAGCUAAGAAGAUAUUCCAGGACGAGUCCGGACUUCGGAAAGAUUGGGAUGAGAAGUUGAGUGAAGCUAACAUGCUGAAAUGGACAAAAUGGAUCAACGAUCUGCCACAGAUAGAACGCUUCAACUUACCUAGAUCUAUCAUUCCUCCAUCAUGUAAUGAUGUAAGCUUUAAAUCACGCCAUUUCUCUGAUGCUUCUUCAACAGGGUACGGAGCCAUUUCCUAUCUGAAGGUGAUCUGUGAUGGACAAGGGGACUGUGAGCUCCUCAUUAGCAAAUCUCGUCUCGCACCUCUGAAGCAGAUGACUAUACCGCAUCUAGAGAUGUCAGCUGCUGUCGUUUCUGUGAAGUUGGACCGGAUGCUCCACAAGGAAGUAAAGAUCGCAAUAUCCAGAUCAGUGUUCUGGACAGACAGCACUGUUGUACUGCAGUAUAUCAAGAAUGUGAGCAAGCGCUUUCAUGUAUUCAUUGCAAACAGAAUUGCUCUUAUUCACGAGAUUUUGGAUCCAAGCCAGUGGAGAUAUGUUGGAAGCUCUGACAACCCUCCAGAUGAUGUAUCAGGUGGUCUGGAAGCAGAGCAGAUGGUGUCUUCAAGCAGAUGGAAGCACUGUUCUGAGUUUCUAUCCAAACCAGAGUGUGAUUGGCCGACUCAAGUCAGCGUUGCUAUGAGCAUUCCAGCGGAUGAUAAAGAAGUCAAGAAUGACGUGAAGAGUUUCACAGCUGUGGCAAGCAAUGAUACUGACACUUUGGAUGCACUGUUUGAGAAGUAUUCCUCCUGGUACAGACUUAAAAGGGGCGUAGCUUGGAUCCUGAGAUUAAGGAAGGUCUUGUACGACAAGAUAAAGCUCAAAGGAAGUUGCAAGUAUGAGAGUCUACUCACUGUCCAUGAAUUGAAUCAAGCUGAGAUCACCAUAGUACAAGUUCUUCAGAGAAAGGCUUACACACCAGAGUUGAAGCAGUUGGUUUCUGGGAAAUCUGUUUUAAGGACAAGUUCACUGUACCGUCUAGAGCCUACACUGAGUUUGCAACGUGUGUUGUGUGUUGGUGGACGAUUACACUCAGCUCAUGUAUCUGCAAUAGGAAAGCACAACAUGAUAAUUCCCAGGGACAGUCACGUCACUACAUUGAACAUCAGAUAUUACCAUGAGGUAAGUGGACAUUCCGGAAUAGAGCAUGUUUUAUCUCUGAUCAGGUACAAGUUUUGGAUACUGAAGGGCAGAAAGACUCUGAGUAAAAUCAUCGGUGGUUGUGUUCAGUGCAAAAGGUAUCAGCAGUUACCAGGUAACCAGAGGAUGGCAGAUCUUCCAUCUGAUCGGUUAACUCCUGGAGUUCCACCUUUCACAAAUGUUGGACUUUAUUGCUUUGGGCCAUUCACUGUUAAACGGGGCCAGUCUGAGCUCAAACGAUACGGUUGCAUUUUUACCUGUCUCGCUACAAGGGCAGUACACCUAGAAAAGCCGGAUGGUUGGACACUGAUUCUUUUCUCAAUGGAUUUGUUAGAUUCAUUUCUCGUCGAGGAUGUCCUAGGAAACUCCUGCUGCUGCUCACAUGGGAGGGGUUUGGGAAAGACUCAUACGAUGUGUGCGCAAAGUGAUGAAUGCUCUCCUUAA
This is a messenger RNA of Haliotis rubra (blacklip abalone), 2180 nucleotides long. RefSeq lists its product as uncharacterized. The transcript has 2 exons. NCBI's taxonomy places the organism in Eukaryota, Metazoa, Mollusca, Gastropoda, Lepetellida, Haliotidae. The record is from RefSeq and is a predicted model, not a curated record. The coding region runs from base 645 to 2180 and encodes 511 amino acids.